This is a messenger RNA of Annulohypoxylon maeteangense, 3883 nucleotides long. Its product is annotated as cysteine proteinase. The transcript is spliced from 5 exons. The record is from RefSeq and is a predicted model, not a curated record. Bases 185 to 3592 code for a protein of 1135 amino acids. Gene Ontology annotation, molecular function: SUMO-specific endopeptidase activity. Lineage: Eukaryota; Fungi; Ascomycota; Sordariomycetes; Xylariales; Hypoxylaceae. Gene Ontology annotation, cellular component: nucleus; cytoplasm. Gene Ontology annotation, biological process: protein desumoylation.
AUACCUACAUGCUACGAAAACGAGAGGAGCCUAAGGUCAAGCAUGUCGACUGGCACACGUCCUUCACAGAUCCAACCUCACCUGACAUUCCUUCCGAAAUCGCCGGGGAGGUUCGAACAGCGCGACGACCGAUUACUCUUAGCCGAACAUAAUCAGCCGAAGUCACGAAAAAGGUGCUCGCAACAUGAGUAGCCAUUUUAAGGGGAGGAUGAACGGUCUGGGUGCAGUUGUGCCUACAAACAAUCUCAACGGAAGAAAUCAACCUUCGUCGCGCCUUGUACGAUCAUCGCCACCACAUCCUUCAAGCCCACCGCCGCCUGCAAAACGUCCAAAGAUCGAAGAUAGUUUUGCACACACACAGUCUCACUUCGCCAUUGUGCUGGAUCGUGAUGCGACCCCCGACAAGCACGCCCCCCGCAAACGCUCGUUAGACAACACCAGCGACUCCCAGCAGACAUUUAGAUCACAACCAUCUAAUAGUAAAGGGAUCCAUCUAACCCAACCGCAUAUCUCCGAAUAUCGAAGUGUCGAAAAUUUCAUCAAAGCGCCAUCAAGAAAAAGGGUUCGACGUGAUCGGUCCGAGUCUGCCGAUAGGAUUUUUAUUGAAGAUCAUGAAGAGCGUGAUAUGGAUAGUGAUGGAGAUGUAGAGUGUAUUGAGGCACCUGAGCAAGCAAAAAACGCACAUACGCGCACACAGGGUCCGACUCGGGAGGAAGACUCACAGCCUAUUACAGCGUUUGCAUCACGCUUUGGAGAUCGUGGUAAAGGGGCUGCCAGGGUUAAUCAAUCAACUACCGCCGCUACGAGACUGGGCAAGAUUAUAGAAAAUACGGAACGGAAGAUUCCAGAGUGGAGGAACGGUAAACUCAAGAGUAUGGAUUCAAGCCCAGACGAACUGGCACCGGAAGCGCAAGACAUGAGGGGCAAAGUGCUAACAAAACGACCUGUUACUCCCUCGCCAAGUUUAUCUAAGAGAGGCGACAUUGCACCCACCAAAUUCUCAUCGUUGUCUAAUGCUAGACCGAAUAUCACAAAGGGGACGGCUAACAAGUUGACCUUGGAAAAUGCCAAGGAAAUUAUUGGCUCAAGGCUUCUCAUCGUACGGGCUGUCUCAGGCCGCUACAAAUAUGAAGUGCAUAAGACUAGUAGUGUGGACGAAUGCUUUCUAAAGUUGCGGGAUAUGAGCCACAUCCUUCACCCGACGAAUCUAGACGGCGACAUCUUGAAACAAUACUCAUAUUUGACCAUCAACAUGAAGAAGAUAUUAUCGGUUCACAUCCCAUCCAACCCGGAUUAUCAUGUGGUCUCAAUAAGUCGUUCUCUUGAUGCUGCGACAAGUGCCAGUCCUAAGUUGAUGAUUGAGUUUAAAACCUCUGAAGACAUCCAACACUUUAAAGAAUGGAUGGAAAUGGGCAGCGAAGAUGGAUUACAGCUUAAACUUUCCAUCUUUGGGGACCGGGAGAAGGUUGACAAAGAGUUUUUAAAUCUGAUGAGCAAAGCAGAAAGAAGUACGGUUAUUACGGAUCAGGAGCCAGUGGGAGAUGACAUUAAACUCAUCCAGCAUAAUACGCAGGAUCGUGCGAGGCAGGCGAAGUUCGCCAGCCGGCCGCAUAUUUCUAAUAAUCAGCCUGUGAAGACGAAAGACUUAAUGAGGCCUUAUGGCACCACGGCCCCAUCAAACGUCGAAGUAACAAUCAUACCACACAGCUCCGUUGCAUCCCCUGCUCAGCGACCGGUACGGACGACCCGAUCCACGUUCGCAUUGAAAUCCCCCUCUUCAGCGUCCGAGCCACCUGAGCCCGAAGGUUGGACGGUUCUGAACGAAGGUUGGGAGAAAAACUGGCGUAACUCUCUGGUGUUCCCUACCCAUGGUAAGAACCGAGCCACAGUCGACAAGGAGGACAUCCCUCGGUUAGACGAGGGUCAGUUUCUAAAUGAUAAUGUACUUGCUUUCUAUCUACGCUAUCUCCAACAUUCACUGGAGGCGGAGAGGCCAGACUUGGCUCAGAGGAUUUAUUUCCAGAAUACAUUUUUCUACUCAAAACUCAAGUCUUCGAGAACGAGCCAGGGAAUCAACUAUGAUAGCGUCAAAGCGUGGACUUCCAAGGUCGAUCUCUUUACGAAGGAUUAUAUCAUUGUCCCAAUUAACGAGUAUACCCAUUGGUAUGUUGCGAUAAUCUACAAUGCGCCAAAACUCCUCCCAUCCGCCGAUAAGGAGGUCUCCGACGCCCAAUCUACGGAUACGAUCACCAUCGAAGAAGAUAGCCAUAAUUCUGGAGACGUAUCCACUGCUCUACCCGAGGACGGGAAUUUGAUUGAGCCUACGAAUAUAGAAGCCGUCAUCUCUGCAGCACAGAACGAUAUAACCAAUCACUUAAGUCUCAUAGAACCAGAAGAGCAGAAGGAAGAGGCGCAAUCGAGCGGAAACGAACAAGACGUCGAAUUAGUCAAAGGGAAGAACAGCCCUAAAGCAGAUGCAGAUCAAGAUUCCCUUCCUAACGAUUCCCUCCGACAAAAGAAGCCCAAUAAAAGACAAAGUAUAGGUCCUCGAAAUGCUCGAAAAUACGACCCGACCCAACCAAGGAUCAUCACGCUCGACUCGUUAGGGAUAACACAUUCCCCGGCUUGCGGCUGUCUUAAGCAGUAUUUAAUUGCAGAGCUCAAGGACAAGAAAGGCAUAGAGAUUUCAACUCCUGGGGCCUUGGGUAUGACAGCUAAGAACGUCCCCCAGCAAACAAAUCAUUGCGACUGCGGGCCCUUUUUGCUAGGAUACAUACAGCAAUUCUUAAAGGAUCCGGACACAUUCGUUCAUAGCCUUCUUCAACACGAGAACGAUAUUCCCUGGGACCUUAAUCCAUCACAGAUCCGCAACGAAAUUAGGGAUUUGAUUUUCAAGCUUCAGAAGGAGCAGCAAGACCGAGAAGAUGCACACAGGGAAGAGAAACGCAACAAAAACGGGCCGAAAAAGAAGAGCCCAGCCAUAGACCAGCAGAGUGCGCCGCCUGGAAAGAAGCCAAUCGUUGACCAAAGCCUGUCUGAACAUCUAGAGGAUCAUGCCAUCCCCAAAGAUAACGAAGCCAUCGCCAAACCAAAACCGAGAUCACCUACCCCUAAUACGUCCGAUUUCAAAAGUAAGUCCGUAUCUGAGGUGAACGAGGACCUCCAUAUGCCUGGUUCGUUUCCUCAGUCUCCAGCUGUGAGCAGGUCAAAUACAAGGGGCUCCUCGACCGUAGCUGAAAGUGAAACGCCUAAACAAACCAAACUUCCAAAGUUUGUCUCACCGCUUCCUGGUUCUUCUGGCGAUUCUUCGCCAACAAGGCCUAUCUUCGUUGUCGAUUCAACAGCCUCCCCAGAGCAGAGACAAGAUCUCACGCGCGGCCCUACGAAUCAUAAGGCCCCCUAUUCAACAGUGGAGAUACUUGAUGAUCUUGUCAAGGAAAGACAAAGGCCAGCUAGUAAAGGUCGAGAUCAAGAGGAAACACCUACGACUAGUCCCUACUUUGCGGGUCGCCGGCCCGCCGAUAGGAUGGCAUCAGCUAAACUACACCAAGAGCCAGAUCAGUCACGCAUCGUCGUUGAUCUGUCUGACUAAAUGAUACACACGUAAUUUAUCGUGUGUUUAUUCUCUUAAAGUUCGGUAUGGGAAAUAUGGGGAUGGAGUUUAUGCGGGAGGCAUCAUAUUUGGCCUCGUACAUAUCUGCAUGGGAACGGCGUCCGCGGUCUGGGUUUUCAAAAGUGUGUCGCCCCAUAUACCCCUUGCGGAGAGCCGAAUUGCGGCUUUUGCCCGCGAGCACGGCGCGAUCACAAUAAGUGAGCGAAUGAAUAAAGCAUAAUGAAACGUCUACUUGACCCUCGUAAAUUUCUCUAGAUUGACCGUGACAUG